This is a messenger RNA of Rhodamnia argentea, 816 nucleotides long. RefSeq names its product zinc finger CCCH domain-containing protein 44-like. The record is from RefSeq and is a predicted model, not a curated record. Gene Ontology annotation, cellular component: nucleus. NCBI's taxonomy places the organism in Eukaryota, Viridiplantae, Streptophyta, Magnoliopsida, Myrtales, Myrtaceae. The transcript has 2 exons. Bases 105 to 545 code for a protein of 146 amino acids.
AUCCUCUUCUCUCCCCAUUUCUCGCGUUAUCUCUUCGGUCUCCACACUCUCACUCUCUCUCUCUCUCUCUUUGCGUCUCUUCGCUUCCCCACACUCACUCGGCAAUGGCGAUUUCUCUCAACUCUCUCUCUUCCAUCCUCGUCCGCGAGACGGCGUCGCUGGCCGCCGCCUCCUCCUCCUCCUCCUCCUCCUUGCCCUCCUCGUCCAGGCUCGCCCUGCCGUCGCGCGCCGCCCGCGUGGCCCCCGUCCGGUCCGUGACCUCCCCCGCCGCUUCCCCCAACCCGGCGGCGGGGAAGCGCGAGCCGCGCGGGAUCAUGAAGCCGCGCCCCGUCUCGCCGGAGAUGCAGGCCCUGGUCGGGGUUCCCGAGAUUCCUCGCACCCAGGCUCUCAAGCGGAUUUGGGCCUAUAUCAAGGAGCACAAUCUUCAGGACCCUGAGAACAAGAAGAUUAUAAUAUGUGAUGAGAAGCUGAAGAAAAUAUUUGGUGGGAAAGACCGAGUUGGGUUUCUUGAGAUUGCAGGAUUGAUCAGUCCUCAUUUUCUUUGAUGGAACUAAAUGGCCAAUAGUGAAGUAGGUAAGUGCGGGGUUAUUUCGUCGAGCGAUCUUUUGCACGCCAGGCAUCUGUUUUGGUUGAAGAUAUCGGUGGAAAAAAUUGCUGGUUCUCGCUCUGUAGUCUUGUGGUAGACGUUAUAUUCCCAGUAGUUGCUCAAAACUUCUUCAGAUUGUCAGUUUUGGUUACCAAGUUUAGGCUUUUGAUGCAUCAGUGGUGGCAUGUGGUUACUACUGGGAGUAUUUACUCACACUUUCUCUGUAUCUA